This is a messenger RNA of Danio rerio (zebrafish), 1568 nucleotides long. RefSeq names its product cytochrome c oxidase assembly factor COX19 (gene cox19). Lineage: Eukaryota; Metazoa; Chordata; Actinopteri; Cypriniformes; Danionidae. Gene Ontology annotation, biological process: protein folding. Gene Ontology annotation, cellular component: cytosol. The record is from RefSeq and is marked validated.
ACUAAAACGCUGACUACCAACCGCCGUUUCUUCGCCGCUGAAGAAAGUGUAUUGAAGUGGUAUCUUUUUCCAAAUAAUUAACAGAAAGACUGUAUUUUAUAAAACAAUGUCAACAGCGAUGAACUUUGGAAGCAAGACGUUCCGACCGCGUCCACCGGACAAAGGAGCGUUUCCCUUGGAUCACUUCGGUGAAUGUAAAUCAUUCAAAGAGGUAUAUAUGCAGUGCCUAAGAAACAAUCAUUUUGACAACUCGCGAUGUCGGAUAGAAUCAAAGGAGUAUCUGGAGUGCAGAAUGGACAGACAGUUAAUGACAAAGGAACCUCUUGAAAAACUUGGCUUUAAUGAUUUGACGGAGGAUCUGUCAGAAGAAAAUGAAGCCAGAUCCUGACAAAGUGCUCUUUUAGUUUAUCUGGCCAUGUGAUAUGAAUAGCGUGUAACGUUAUACUAUUAGCCAGAGCCCAUGCUUGGUGCUCGGAUUGAUACUUUACAUAUUUGAAGUUGUUGUAGAAUCCAUUAAAAGGUAAUUAUUUGAAAUCCAGUCUUCUUGGACAGUAAUGUUAUGAACAGAGUUGAACUUCAAAAUAAUGUCUGUGUAUAUAUAUAUAUAUAUAUAUAUAUAUAUAUAUAUAUAUAUAUAUAUAUAUAUAUAUAUAUAUAUAUAUAUAAUUAUAUAUAUAAAUUAAAACUUUAAAUUUGAAAUGAUUUGUUAUACAUUUCAUUUGGCUCUCAUUUCAUUGCAAUCUCACCAAAUAACUGAUCUCACAAACCAGCUUAAAUGUGCAUAUAUCAGCAAACAUUCUGUGAAUUAGUUUCUGAGGAAGGUUUGUCUUCUAAAGUUGGUUAGAUUUCUAAGAAAAGAAAAUGGAAUGUUCUCCUAAUCUCUAGAUUAUUAUCUCUUUACAUUAGGGCUGCAAUAUAUAGUUUUGGCAUUAAUAUCGCAACAAGGCUUUCUGCAAUAGUCACAUCGCAGGAUAUGCAAUGUUGAGUUGUAAUUAUAGUCGAUUAACAAUUGACUAUACAUGAGAUUUGCAGCGUAUUACCAUAACAGAGUGAAACUUUAUCAUAUGCAUGUGUUUUAAAUGGCACUUCAAGAAAGUUUAAAGCAGUUGGCCACAAUAAGAUUAAACAUUUGUAACUUUAAUGAAGAAAUAUUUACUGAUUUAAUUAUACAAUUAACUAUAGUGUUAUUUUACAUUACUAAAUUUAAAUUCGGUUUAACCCUGGAAAACCAUAAAGAACGGUUUAUUUACUUUUUUCCUUUGCACGUAAUUAUUCUUGCUUUUAUUAUUUUAAUACAUGAUUCUUACAAAUCAUACCCUUGCAAAAUCAACCCAACCAAUCUAAAUGAAUGAUUUUUCACAAGUAGAGCUAUUCAUGCCAUCUGGCAAAAUAGUUUUUCAUAUCGCAAUCUAUAUUGCAGCAAAACAAAAUAUUGCAAUAUCAGAUUUUUCUAAUAUUGUGCAGCCCUAUUGUACACAAAUAAUCACUUCUACGUUGUUUGUUAUUAAUAAAAACAAAUCACAAAUUUGCAAUUGCUGAAUAUAUAAAUAAAACAGUUGUCCAACAAA